UAUAGGAUUCUAUCUUCCAAAUAAAUCACAACCUAGUCUUAAAUCACUCUUAUCUCAGCCUCCAUCCCUCUACUUUUGCAGUGCCAUAGCCACCCUUGCUAACUUGCUACCGAAACUUGGUGUUUUUCUUUGUCCAAUAUUAAAAAUUACUGCACAACAACCAACAACCACUACAACACAACAAAGGAGUGAAAAGCACAUAAAAAGAAGAGAAGAUCUUAGGAUAAAGAAGAAAGAAGAACGCAACCCAGUUUCGUUAGAUGGCUUAAGAAAUUCUCCUUGUCUUUAUAAACACACGUAUAUUGCAAGCAAGUGAAGCAACUAAAGCAAGACCACAUAGUUAUGCAUAUAAAUGCCUCAUUUAGGAACGAGGAAUGAAGAAUAAGUAGAGCCGACAGAUAACCGAUCCACCAAAUUAGUUAGAACCACCGUAACAUUGGACACGUUCAAGUAUAGACAAGCGACUAAAAGAAGGCCACGUAGAUUUUUUCUCUCCAUGUCUUUUGAACAAAUAAAAAACUAUAUACGAAAAGAAACAUGCUGCAUACACAUAAAAGCCUCAACCAGACAUGGGGCAUGAAGAAUAAGUAGAGCCUACUAUUACUAUUUCUAGCUAGCAUCAUGGUAAUGUCUGCGCUACUGAAGUUCCUCUUCCCACCGCCGCCGUCUCUGGUGGUUUCAGCCUUGUCCGUGGUGAACCUGGUGUCGCUGACGAGCGGAGGGUUGUCGGAGAUGAGAGGGAAGCAUAUGAAUUAUUCCAAAUUCUGGAAUGCCACCACCGCCAACUCUGCUAAACAGAUCAAGCUGUCAAGCAGAGCUGCGAUGCUGAUGCUCUACACUCCCGCCUUUCUUGCCGGUGUCGCUUCGUUCUUCAUCUUCCCUAACGAGGGGCUCAGAUCUACGCUCCUCCAAUCUGCUCUCACCCUCCAUUUCUUCAAGAGAGACUUAGAGGUAUUGUUUGUCCACAAAUAUAGUGGCUACAUGUAUCUUGAUUCUGCAAUCCCCAUCACUCUGAGUUAUUUUAUAUCAGCUGCAACUAUGACCUAUAGUCAGCACCUAACGGUAACAGAGGGGCUUCCACAGCCACAAAUUGAUCUCAUGUACCCUGGGGUUGCGGUGUUCCUCAUUGGUAUCAUUGGAAACCUCUACCACCAUUAUCUCCUUUCGAAACUGCGAGGGGUGGGCGAAAAGGAGUACAAGAUUCCAAAGGGUGGCUUGUUUGGGCUUGUUAUAUGCCCUCAUUACCUCUUUGAAAUCACUAUGUUCUACGGGAUUUCAAUGAUUUCUCAGACUGUGUAUUCAUUGUGUUUUACCAUAGGCACCACUUUCUAUUUGGUUGGAAGGAGCUAUGCAACGAGGAAAUGGUAUCUCUCUAAGUUUGAAGAUUUCCCUAAAAAUGUUAAGGCUGUUAUCCCAUUUGUCUUCUAAAUGUUGCUAGGAACGGUUAAUUCAUGAAUGAAUUGCAGGUCUUAUGUUGGAUACAUUGCAACUACACUCUCUUCGGCUGAUCAAAUGUGUUUUGUUAAUUAGG
Molecule: messenger RNA, 1531 nt
Organism: Arachis stenosperma
Lineage: Eukaryota; Viridiplantae; Streptophyta; Magnoliopsida; Fabales; Fabaceae
Product: steroid 5-alpha-reductase DET2-like
Exons: 2
Coding region: 622-1428 (268 amino acids)
Biological process (GO): lipid metabolic process
Molecular function (GO): oxidoreductase activity, acting on the CH-CH group of donors
Source: RefSeq, a predicted model, not a curated record